AAAUCGAAUGUUCCUUGUAGAGAGAAAGAAAAGAAAACCCUUGGCUCUUGGCGGGAGGUAAUGGUCCGUCAUCUCUAGUUCAUUGCCGGACCCUAGUUUUCACUUCUCUCUUCAAUUCCUUCUUCUUCCCUCAAUCUUUUGUUUUCCUUUCUCUUCUCUUCAUCUCUUUAACUUUCCACAAACUCCACUCCCUUAUGCAAACCACCUCUUUCAAUCCACUCUCAAAUUCCCUUCAACUUUCACCCCCAUGGACUCUCCCCGAAACCCAUUUACCUAUCGCUAAUGGGGUCCCCAAUACACUCUGUUUUCGACCUCGAACUGUUACCAGGUCUUUGAGAACUUGCUACAGAGCCGAUGAUGGCAUCGAUGAUGGACCCGGUCCCAGUUCCCCUGUUCGUUUGCCCCUUGUGCUUCGCCGGUCCGGUAGGGUUUCUCAGUACGUGUGGGAUGGGUUUUCUCUGCAGUUGAUUGGCUUUGAUGGUGGUGCUUCCUCUGUUUCUUUUGAUUUCGGUGAUGGGUUUCGAACUUUGUAUAGAGUCUCUGUUUUGGCUGUUAAAGAUUUUUUUAUUCCUAAGAAUGUCAGUGAGCAUUAUGUAAUUUAUGUUAAAUGGAAGCUUUUGCAUCGGGUUUUUAGCUCCGCUCUUCAGGUCAUUGCUACUCAGGCAAUGUUUCGGGCUAUAGGAGUUGGGCAUAGUCGCUCGCUAGCAUCUGCGGCGGCCCUUAAUUGGGUCCUGAAGGACGGACUUGGACGGUUAAGUCGGUGCCUUUUCACUGCUAGUAUAGCAUCUGCUUUUGAUACAAAUUUGAAGAGAGUCAGGUUUUCAACUGCUGUUUUAUUCAGUUUAAGCAUUGGAGUUGAGUUGCUGACCCCGGCAUUUCCCCAGUACUUUUUGCUUCUUGCAUCCAUUGCAAACAUUGUGAAGCAAAUAAGUCUUGGAUGCUACUUAUCAACUGCUUCUGCUGUUCAUAGAAGUUUUGCUGUGGCGGAUAACCUUGGUGAAGUUUCUGCUAAGGCACAGAUUCAAUCAGUGUGCUUUGACAAUUUAGGUCUUGUACUUGCGGCUUUUCUUAACUUCUUGUCCAAGAAUGACCGAAGAUUGCAGGCAGCUUUACCUUUUGUAGUUUACCCCAUUUUUGCUGCAAUGGAUCUUUUUGGAACAUAUCAAGGGCUUAAACAUGUCCAUUUGCAAACACUAACAAAGGAUAGACUUGAGAUCAUAUUAAGUAAUUGGAUCGAGCAAGGAUACGUACCUACACCUGCAGAAGUAAGUGAGAGGGAAGGAAUUGAUUUACUAUGUAGACAAGGCAAGGAUUCAUGGCCUAUCAGAAUAGGUUGCUUGAAUCUUGAGGCUCAUGUACCCAAACUGUCAAUCCUGGCAAUGAGAUCUGUAUGUAGCAAAGACUAUUAUUUUAUAUGCAUGGAUGCCUUCUUCAGGGGUUCAACUACAAAUACACAUGGUAUCCUUCUUUGUCUCCGUGAAGGGGCUCGUGCGACAGAUAUAUGCAUCGGGUUAUUGCAGGCAUGUUUUAUCAGGAAAACAAUUGUAUCAAACACAAGGAUUUGGGAAGAGAAAAUGGUGAAGGGUAAUGAAGUUUCAGAUGCAAUAGCUAAGGAAUGGAUUAAUUUGGUUGAGGAUAGCAAGAAAUAUGCAGAAGAAAAUGGUUGCUUUGUGCUUCAACAAAUGUCAAGCUUAGGAUGGGCAGUUAAGAACGUUUUGCUCAGUACAAAUGAACAAAUAAGAUACAGCUUUGUUGAUGACCCAUGAUUAUGAAAGAGAGAUUCCUUACCAUAAGUUAGAAUUUGUUACUUACUUUUUCUUCUUAAAUGAUUGAUUUAUAUCAUUUUUGUAAUUCUUUACCCAAAUCUUUAAAUGAAUAAAAUUAUAGCUAAAAUAUGCAUUUUGUUCAUAUCUAAGGCCCUAUUUUUGUGGUAUAUAUA
This is a messenger RNA of Cucumis sativus (cucumber), 1939 nucleotides long. Its product is annotated as protein root UVB sensitive 4. Bases 195 to 1766 code for a protein of 523 amino acids. The transcript is spliced from 10 exons. The record is from RefSeq and is a predicted model, not a curated record. Lineage: Eukaryota; Viridiplantae; Streptophyta; Magnoliopsida; Cucurbitales; Cucurbitaceae.